ACUAUGAAGUACUCAGCUUAGUAGGCUGAGCAUUGCUGAGAAGGAGUGCCACAAAAUGGCACUGGGGGCCAAGUGAGGCCUGUUUACAUGGCCUUCAUGAGGUCUCUUGGAAGCCACGUACAGGAAAAAUUCUUAGGAAAGCUGCUCCUGGGCUCCUGGAUGCAGCAGUUUCUCAAUAGUCGCAGCUAAAGCAAGAGGACAUCUUUACCCUUGAUUCUGUACCGGAAAGAGGAGUUAACUCGUCAUGUCAAAGGAUAUGAGUUGCUACUUAGAAUCCCCUCCUGGUUGUGAUAGUACAGGGUCUGGUGAGCAUCUUUUGCCUGCUCUAGGCACCUCUGGGGCUACGUCAGGACAGGAUGAAGAUGAAUUAGAUGACUCCUUACUGGAACUCUCAGAUGGAGAAGAGGAUGACAGUCCCUUCAGCUACACUGAAGAAGAGAUUCAGGAGCUUUUGAAGGAUGAUGAUUCCCUGAACAAUCAGUCUUCCCUGGGUGGAGGGCUAAAAAAUACAGGUGGUCAAAUGGAGAAACUGGGGAGAGAUGGUUGUGUGUUGCUUGACUCUCCCCUAGACAUCAAUUCACCUUGUAGCUUAGAGCUUGGAGCUGGGCCAGCCAGCAUCCUCCAGCUACCACAGACAGGUAGCCCCUCUGCUGGGAAAUCAUCUUUGGGGAGCAGGAGACAUAAAAUCGGUGGUGCAAAUCAGUCCCCAGCUGCUUCUUCCUCAUCAAGCAAACACAUCAUCCUAGACAAGAAUUCUGGGAAGAUGGUGGCGCAUGACACCAGAAGAGUAAGCAAAAUCACCCCACUCCUACCAACCAGAACAAGGAGUAAGUAUCUGAGAUUUUCACAAGCGGAACUAGAACCGAAGAUGCAGAUUGCACUCAAGAAUGGGCUCACUCAUAUCCCAAAACCUAGGGCUCUGCACCACGGGUCCCUGGGUGAGUUGUAUGCCUUGAUGGACCAAGUCGGUAGUGUGGAAUAUCAAAUCCGGAAUCGCAGGUGGCAGCACCUUUCAGCCCUCACCAUGUUCCAACAGAAGCCUCUACACAGGUACAGCCUGACCUAGCAGGUGGACAGGCCUCACAGAGCCAUUGUGGGUCUCAGGGCCUCGGAUCAGUUCUAGUCAUCUCACCCCCUCGGCUAUGAGGGGACUGCCCCUCUCCCCUUCAGUGCUCACAGGAGUUUUUGUUCCUUCCUUUCUGUCUCUGGUGCUUUAUAGAUUUUGAAU
Messenger RNA from Phascolarctos cinereus (koala), 1228 nucleotides. Its product is annotated as S100P-binding protein-like. NCBI's taxonomy places the organism in Eukaryota, Metazoa, Chordata, Mammalia, Diprotodontia, Phascolarctidae. Gene Ontology annotation, molecular function: calcium-dependent protein binding. The record is from RefSeq and is a predicted model, not a curated record.